AUGACAUUUAUUCUUUCUUUCACAGAUCGUGAGAACCAGUCAAUGCUGAUCACGGGGGAGUCGGGGGCGGGUAAAACCGUCAACACCAAGCGGGUGAUCCAGUACUUUGCCAUCAUUGCUGCUUUGGGGGACAAUGUGAAAAAAGCAGUAAGUUGUUUAGGAUCUUUGGAGGAUCAGAUCAUCGAAGCCAAUCCAGCCAUGGAGGCGUUUGGCAACGCCAAAACCAUUCGAAACGACAACUCCUCUCGCUUCGGAAAAUUCAUCAGAAUUCAUUUUGGGCCGACGGGGAAGCUGGCGUCUGCCGACGUCGACAUCUAUCUUCUGGAAAAGUCCAGAGUUGUGUUCCAGCAGCCGGGAGAGAGAAGUUACCACAUCUAUUACCAGAUUUUGUCCAAUCACAAACCAGAACUACAAGACAUGCUGCUGGUCACCACCAACCCCUACGACUACCACUUCUGCUCUCAGGGCGUGACCACCGUGGAGGGCAUCAACGACGGGGAGGAGCUAAACCUCACCGACCGCGCCAUGGACACACUGGGCUUCACUCCUGAGGAGAAGUAUGGCUGCUAUAAACUGGUUGGAGCCAUCAUGCACUUCGGCAACAUGAAGUUCAAGAAGAAACAACGAGAAGAGCAGGCCGAGGCCGACGGCACUGAAA
Molecule: messenger RNA, 658 nt
Organism: Nematolebias whitei (Rio pearlfish)
Lineage: Eukaryota; Metazoa; Chordata; Actinopteri; Cyprinodontiformes; Rivulidae
Product: myosin-7B-like
Exons: 7
Biological process (GO): vesicle transport along actin filament; actin filament organization
Cellular component (GO): actin cytoskeleton; cytoplasm; vesicle
Molecular function (GO): microfilament motor activity; actin filament binding; ATP binding
Source: RefSeq, a predicted model, not a curated record